GUGAGAGCUAGAGAGUGAAGCCACAGAAUGAGUGUGCCCACUGUGGUGUGCCAUGCUUUAAAGACCAUCCCACAAUUAAUGAGAAAAGCUACAAGCCUUUCCACACUGGCAUUUUUUCCAGCACUGUGUGGGCAACAGCCUUUCAAAGGGAUGGUAUCCCAUGUUGAAAGUUAUUACUAUCACUGUGGUGAUAUAUCUAUAUAUCUUUUGUCUUGUGCCCCAGUUUCCUUUCUUUUCCCUGUGUUAAAUUCCCCUAUGUUUGAAAUAAACCACCUGUAUAUAUAUAUGUUCUGAAUGUUGGAGAGAACAGGGAAAAGAUAGAUGAGACUUGUUAAGAAGGAAAAAACAACCAAACCAUUGAGCAUUGUUAGGUGUAGUCUUUGAAUGCCUGGAAUUGUGCACCACAUCAUGGGAGGCAAAUCACCUUAAAAGAGAGUAACUUCUCUUCCCUUUACUCAUUUCAGCAAAGGAGGCCUGGUUGGAUUUUUGACAGGUGGUAGGGAAAGUUUGAUUAAUUGACUUAUCUAGGAGGGGAGGAGGAAGGGAGGGAAAGAGAGAGUGGGGCGAGAGAGAAAGAGAGAGAAAUGUAACAGUCAGCAGUCUGUUCCUCUCCCCUGAUAUAGCUUUUCUUAUAACAGAGCAGUCAAAUGACAUCCACAUUUUCUCCUUCCUGCUAUCUAAUGAGUUUAUGCUGAGGCUGUGGAUCUACUUUGCAGCACAUUAAUAGUCUUAUAACAGAAAAAUAAGCCCUGCUUAACAUUCAGUUAAGCAGCAUAUAGAUAUUAGCAUAUAGAUAUAGAUAUUCAAAGAUGAGAAUAAUGUUUUCAUAAAUCCUACAAUCCGAUAAUUUGAAUUUCUUGCUCUUUGUUGUUAUUGUUGCUGUUGUUAUUUCCUCUAUCAGUAUUUGUUCUAAACAUUUUUGGUUUGUGCUUUUUGACAAUGUGAUUUUGUAUCUAAAUAUUGUUGUUACAGAAGCAUGCAAAUACUGGCAUGUAAUACCCAAAGCUUAAAAGUUGUUCCCACAUCUUUGAAAAAAAAAAAAUCAAUCUUCCUCUGGCCUGGUUGGACACUAUGUACAACCCACUAAAAACAUGGUUAAAAGCACCAGGGAAGUAGGAAUGUAAAUCACCAAGAUGGAAGUGUAAUUCAUCUGAAAUGGCUGUAUUUGAGUACCUGGACGGUUAUAACUUACACUAUUACAGCAACAUUGUUUUGGUUUUUGAAACAUAACAAAUGACACAGAAAAUAGUGUUUGACCAGUGGCAUACAAGAAGCAAUCCAUAGUAUAUGGAUUUGUUCAAUGGCAUUUAAAGGACCUUGAUUAAAAUUCAGUCCAGACUGGAAUGAUGAGAAGACUGUUUACUUGAAGGCUGUUUGAAGCCAUAAGUUGCACUGCAGACAGGGACCAUAGGGAUGCAUAGAUUGAAACAGUUUUUACCUUGCAGGUCUGGAAACUAGCUGUCAGGAGCAUCUGACAUUUUAAAAGAGGGGUAUAAAAAUUCUUGAGCAGUAUGACUGCUGUGGCGGCUGCAGCUUAUGAGUUUUCGUUUGCAUUGUUAUGCAAGUUAAUGGCUCCGCAUCAAAGAUCAAGGCAAUAAUAACCAUCUUGUUUGCUGGCUCUGUGUUCCUUCUGGAAUUAUUGCAGAUGUUAUGCUACAGAUACUCCUUCCCCCUUUUUGGGGAUAAGUGGUGUGCAUCUGCAAGCAUAUAAUGUAAAGCAGACAGCUCUUUUGUUCGGUCUCCGUGCACACACUACAACAAAAUACCUUUUCUUUAUGGCAGAGGAUAAAAUAAUUAGAUCAUGGUUCACCAUAGCAGCACGGCACCAUUUUCUUUUUAAGAACAAGUCGCAUUUCUGUCGUGAGCCCAAGAUUUGGAACAAAGGAGAUCCAACUUUGCCAACUGCCAUUGUUUUGCUUGUAUCCUACAAGCAGAGGCAUGUGUGACCAAUUGGAAAAGAACAUUAUGAAUAUUGUAGAAUAAAAUACUUUGAAGAAAUCAUUUUGUGUUUAGUCUAGAUUGCAGAGCAGUUUCUUCAUAAAUCAGAUAAAGAUUCCAACAUUUUGUGAGAAUGAAUGUGGAGUUUAUUUGUUCUCUUUCUUUCUUAAAAAAGGAAAUGUGGCAGCAUACUGUGCUUCAGAUGCCACAAAGAUUAACAUGUUGAUCUGGUGAUUUUUUCUCUCUCUUGCAUCUGGCUGUGGGGUUUUUCUUCCAUGCUAGUGUUGUGUAUGCAAGUUAGAGUGAUUCCUCAAGGAUUAAAGAUUCUGGAAUUGUCAUGAGGAAACUUAAAUCUCUGGUGGCAAAGUGGAAUGGAAAUAUAUUUACAACAUCCAGAAGCAUCAGUUUUUAGGACAGAAGUUGUGUGGCUUCUCUGCCACACUUCGAAUGUCCUUAUUUUUUCACUCUAGUUUUUUGGGAUAUGAGUAAAUUAUGCUCUGAUAUAGACCUCUUCUUUGAAAAAAGUAUAAAAAGACACAUUUUGCUUAAAAUUAAGUAUUUGGGGAUGAAAUAAUUUAGAAUUUCACGAUUUGAUAGAAAAUGUGUAUUUAAAGUGAUGAAUUUCUUGCUUUAUUUUUUGAAUGUGGUCUGUAAUAUUCCCUGCCCAAAUAAUAUUAAUCGAUGAUGAUGAUGAUGAUGGCAGUUUAUUUUGUACCCACCUCUCCUCAAGGUAUGAGACGGGGUACAGCAGAGUUAAUAGAUUAAAACAUGAAUCUCUUUAAAACACAUAAUUAAAACACAUAACAUAAGAUUAAAUAAUAAAAUCAUUCGCAUUUGUAAAAUAUCAAUUUUAAAUAAAAGUCUUUAAUUCUGAUGGCACUUUUAACUGUAGAAUCUUUUCCAGAGCAGGUCAUUCUGCAGUCUAGGUUUAACUGAUAAAUAAGUCCUCUGGGUUACAGUUGCCUGUUGAGUUCUUGCUGGUCAAAGUAAAUACCCCCCCCCCCCAGAGUACCUGAGUGUACAGGGCAGAUUGUAUGUGUUUCAUAUUUCAUCAUAGGUUCACUCCUGGGGUUAUUAGCAUUGGACUUGUAUGAGUAGACCCAUAGGAAGUUCUACUCUUCUCUGAGGUUGUAGUUUCAAAGUUCUUACGUAUUUUCAUAAGAAGAAUAUGAAUGUAUAUUCCUUUGUUCAGGAAAACAGUGAAACUCUUCAAACAAAAAUGUAUGACGCAUUCACAAAUUUAAUUCUAGUUCAAAGUAGUGAAAGUGUCAGUUCGCUAUCCCUUGCUCAGUGGUCAAAUCCAGUGCAACCCCGCUGUUCUUUUUUUUCUGCACUAACAUUAUGGUGGACCCAAGCCUUGGGGUAAGAGAUAAUUAUGUGCCAACUCCACUUAGCAAUCAUUAUGUUAGAACAGGGGUUUAUACCUUGGUCUCCCUGAUCCUGAUAUGACAUUAAAAUGACUAACCUACACUAGCUUGUCAUGGCAAUUAAAUCUGAAUGACUGGGACAUUCUUCCAUGUAUUAUUUACACGCAUUCACAUCAGUACGUAAACAAGAACAUCUGUUGCCUUUCCCCAACAUGGAAGACUCCCAAAAUCCAGAAAAAAGGGGGUAACUCCACAAUUUUGUUCAUUUUGUGCCAUGGAAUCAAACAAAUUCAGAGUAAAUAAAAUAAUUUUGUCUACAGGCAACAAUGUCCUUACUCUGGUUUACAUACAGAAAUAUUCAAGGAACUUGCAAAAGGUGGGUUGCUUUUCACAUAUGAGUCCCUAGUAUUUUUGCUUCUGCAUUUUCCUGUUUCAGGUUAGAUUCCAACAGCCAAGCAAUUGUAUUAUUUAUUAUUAUUUCUGCUAUACAAAAUAGGAUUGAAAUGCAGGAUACAGCUAAGUUUGCAUGAAGAGUUAAAUGCCAGAGAGUAACUGAGAUUUUUUAUCAGGGAUUCCAAUAAGGAGCUAGACAUAUGUCUGAAAUGCAGUGUUCCCAUGGUAAGAAUAGCAAAGGGAAAUGAGUUGAGUCAGUGAAUGAAGUGUGUAAUCUUGCUUUUAUUGAAGACAGUGUCACAGGAGAGAAAAGAGAAUAGACAAUAGCUAUAGAGUAGAACAAAAAGGUAUAAAAGUUAACAGAAGAAAUUUUAUUAGGGUUACUUUCAAUCUCUCUAUUUGUGCCCCUGGUGGCACAGUGUGUUAAAGCACUGAGCUGCUGAACUUGCGGACCAAAAGGUCCUAGGUUCAAAUCCCUGGAGCGGAAUGAGUGCCCACUGUUAGCCCCAGCUCCUGCCAACCUAGCAGUUUGAAAACAUGCAAAUGUGAGUAGAUCAAUAGGUACCGCUCUGGCGGAAAGGUAACGGCGCUCCAUGCAGUCAUGCCAGCCACAUGACCUGGAGAUGUCUAUGGAUAACGCCGGCUCUUCGUCUUAGAAAUGGAGAUGAGCACUAACCCCCAGAGUCGGUCACGACUGGACUUAACGUCAGGGGAAACCUUUACCUUUACCUUUUUAGAUAUAUAUAGAAAUUUCAGGGAUCCUGUAAAGAUCACAGUAAUGAUAGGUGCUAGACUUGGACAGAAAUUUUAUUGAACUCAAUUAUAGUAACUUUUUUUCACCAUGAGAAAAUUCACACUAUGACAUUUUAAACGUUUGGAAUCUCACAGGGCAUUCCAGAUAAAUAAAGUCGGCAUAAUACUAUGCCCAUAUUUUAAAUAUGAACAUCAAAUUGAAAAAUAUGGAGAAACACAUGUUGCAUUGGGUAAAGUGUACAAAUAGAUGCACAAAUAAAAAUGCUAUUUUUAAAAAAUGUGAAUUUCAAGAAAGGAAGGAUAUAAAAACAGGAAGUAAAUGCAGGUAGGAGUUCAAAAAUUCAACAAAACCAGACUGAAAUACUUUUCAUCCCUAAAACAGUAUAUGAUUAUAUGGCACUGAAUGUUGUUCUGUUCUGUCCUGUCUAUCCAAAUGGCAUUGAAUGUUUACCUUGUAUGUGUACUGUGAUCCUGAGUCCCUUUGGAGAGAUAGGGUGGAAUAUAAAUAAAGUGUUAUUUUAUUAUUAUUAUUAUUAUACUUUAUGAUCUUGGUCUGUUUUUGUUUUUGUUUUGCUUCUGAUUUUGAGCAAGGUCAAGCUGCUGCAUCAAGCAUUUGGAUACCAGUCCAUUAAAUAUAUAUUUUAAGAGCACUGUUAUAUUCUGGCAUAGCCUAUUUGACAGUGAUUCUGUAUGAAAAAUAUGGCUGUUUCUGUGGUCAUUCAGUCAUCCUGAAUUUGUCUUUGAUUUUGAAGUUCUCUCUUGGUACUCAAAUAGCAAUUUCUCUUCUUCCCUAUGCGUCAAAUUUAUCAAAGGGGUGAAUGAUUGGAUAAGCCAAACUGGAUAGAUAGAAAGAGCAUACAUUUCAUCACAGUUAUAAGCAAAACAGAAUAGUCAACUGAAAAAUUCAGAACAGAAAGGAGAUGUGAAAGAAGAAGCAGAAAGGCCAAAUAAAAGAUUACUGAAGUAAUCACUACAAGAAACAAUGGAAGAGUAAACUUAAGGGGGUUUUUUGGGUUUUUUUUUUUUUGCUGAAUCAUUCAAAAGACUGGAAAGGAAAUUUUUAUUAGACAGAGUAGUUAUGCGAGGAGAAAAAAACAAGAAAGGGAUCAAAAGUAAUAUUGAGUUCAUGAGCUUGAGGGGUGAAAGUAACCGUGAAUGUACCUGCUAGAAAAAGUAGCUAGAAGAAUGUGUUGAGUAGGCAAAGAGAGGCAAGUUUAUCAGCUUUCCGUUUUAUCAGAUUUCAGAAGUCUCCUGUACAGAAAUUGCAGAGGAAGCAUAAGAAAUCCUAGUUAAGGUGAAGAGAACACUAAAAUGGGAGGUCAUCAGUUAACAGAAGAUAUUGGAGACCAAAAGAACAAAUAACAGAGUCAAGAUGAAGAAACGAAAGAGGACACAGAACAGGCCCUAUGGAUACUUCAAUAAACAGUGCAUUCCUAUGCACCAGCUCCCCACCCCAUGGCUCCUCCCAGCCCCAGCACUAAUAGUAGCAACAACAACAGCAACAACAGCAGUGGCGAACAGUUGAGUAAAACCAACCUGUACAUCCGAGGCCUUCCUCCCGGAACCACUGACCAGGAUCUUAUCAAGCUGUGCCAACCAUAUGGAAAAAUUGUAUCAACGAAAGCAAUUCUAGACAAAAACACAAAUCAAUGUAAAGGUUAUGGUUUUGUAGAUUUUGACAGUCCAGCAGCAGCACAGAAAGCAGUAGCAUCUCUUAAGGCAAAUGGAGUGCAAGCCCAGAUGGCAAAGCAACAAGAACAAGACCCUACAAAUCUUUACAUCUCAAACUUACCAAUUUCCAUGGAUGAGCAGGAGCUGGAGAAUAUGCUGAAACCCUUCGGACAUGUCAUUUCCACCAGAAUAUUAAGAGAUGCAAAUGGUGUCAGUAGAGGAGUCGGCUUUGCCAGGAUGGAAUCUACUGAAAAAUGUGAAGUAGUUAUUCAGCAUUUUAAUGGAAAAUACCUGAAAACACCCCCUGGUGUGCCAGCCCCAACAGAACCUUUGCUGUGCAAAUUUGCUGAUGGAGGGCAAAAGAAACGACAGAAUCAAAGCAAAUACACACAGAAUGGGAGGCCAUGGCCAAGGGAAGGAGAGGCUGGCAUGGCUUUAACGUAUGACCCUACGGCUGCUAUACAGAAUGGAUUUUAUUCCUCACCGUACAGUAUUGCUACAAACCGCAUGAUUCCACAGACAUCCAUCACGCCAUUCAUUGCUGCUUCCCCUGUCUCCACAUAUCAGGUUCAGAGUACUUCAUGGAUGCCUCAUCCGUCAUAUGUUAUGCAACCAACUGGUGCUGUGUUAACACCAACAAUGGAUCACACAAUGUCCAUGCAGCCAGCAAGUAUGAUGGGCCCCUUGACACAACAGAUGAAUCACCUUUCCUUGGGCACAACAGGAACGUAUAUGACAGCUGCUGCACCUAUGCAAGGGACCUACAUUCCCCAGUACACUCCUGUGCCUCCAACAGCUGUCCCUCUUGAAGGUGUUGUUGCUGAUACCUCUCCGCAGACUGUAGCAUCGUCAUCACAGGAAGCCAGUGGUCAACAGCAACAGAUGGCAGUGGAAACUUCCAAUGAACAUGCAUCUGCAUAUUCCUACCAACAGUCAAAACAAUAAAGGACUGAAAAAUGUUGCUCUGAAAAGUUUGCCUUGAAUAGAGAAACUUCAUUGAACAAGAAGUUGGCUUCCAGUUUGCACAGGCGUCAACAGAUUUUUCUUUUUCAUUUUCUACCUUACCCAACAGAAAACAAAACAGUGUUUCUAUGUGCUGUGCAAAUUGUUCAGUCAUGUAGUCUGAUAGUUUUAUUUUUGCUAUUUUUUUAUUAAAGAAUAAAAGACCCACAGCGAAACACUGGGUUGAUAUUUCAUCUGAAUGAACGUUUGAAAUUCAGAAUUUACUUGCAAGUGUAGAUAAUUUGUUUCUGUUUUCCAAACAACAACAGAGAACCAAUGAUGUCACGAGGGAGGAGGCUGAGAUGAAAACUAAUGAUCUUCCUCAAGAAUCCAGCUAUUCUUUCCCCCUUUCUUGUUGAAUUCAAAUGUGUCUUUGAUUUAGGGUUUUUGUUUAUGUUUUUUUAAAAAAAGAAAUGUUUAGGUAAGGUUUAUCUUGAAUCUUAAUUGCCUUAAUUUUAAGGACGUCAAAGGCUCUCAAGGCAAGCUGUCAACGUCUUGGUGAAAGAAAGGAGAAGGAAUUCAAAAUUAGACCAGGAUCAACUGGGGCUGAAGCUCAAGAGACUCAAUUUUUAGAUGAACGGCAACAACAAAAUGAUAAACUGUACAGUUUACCAGAAAAUGAUUUUUCUUCUUUUGAAGAAAACCUGUUGAUAAAGGAACUGUGGCAACUUCAAGAAUUAAAAAAGAAGACUUUAAUGAACUUUCUUCAUGUUGACAGAGAAGAAUAUAGAAGGCUAAAGUGUUUUACAAUAAAAUUAUUGAAUGGGGUGGGGUGGGGGAUCAACUUGCAUUUUAAGGAAUGCAGGUUUUUUUCUUGCAGAAUGGAGAUUUUUUUUUAAUUUACAAAGCGUGAUCGCUGGCAAAAGCAUUAGUGCUUUUUAUCUGCAGUCUUUUUUAUGAGCUUUAAAAAGUUUUUAGUCUGCUUUGCUUGUCACAUUGCAAACACCUAGCUUAAAAGCAUUUUUGGGGGAGGGGGACUUACGUAGAUAGGAGCUUAUGGUCAAAAAAGUGCAAAAAAAGCAAUAGCUAGAAGAAAUUGUUGACAAUUUCUGUAGUCUUUCCUAGUUGUGAUCAAAAUGCAGCCUAUGGAUGGCCUAUUUUAUACCAAAGAUGAAAUGACACCCUACCGAAGUCCAGAAGAUAGAGGGUUUUUUUCUUCUUUCUUUCUUUUUUAAAAAAGAAAAAAAAAUCUUUAUUUGACCUACAUGGCCGGACCAGUUCGUAUCUUUGUGUUUGUUUAAACUAUCUUCCACUGGUACUUUACGUCCUACAUACUUAGGCUUCUAAUGGAAAGAUCUGAGUAGUUGGCAUUUAGAACCGCUUAGCAGAAUUUCACAGCAUGAAGGAAUAUAUGGGUGCCGGCUCUUCUACCCAGGCAUGUUUUAACUUUGUUGCAUUUUUGUCGCGUUGUCUAGUUUCUUUCAUACUGCAAAUCUUGUCUUCCUUUUUCAUAGCAUCCCAGGUCCAUUUCUUCUCAUCUUUCAGUAACAGAAAAAGUAAUCCUCAGUUUGCAUUUGGGUGGUGCGUUAAAGUUAGUUAGAGAAUGACAAUGACAAGAGAGGUUUGGUGUUUUCAUUUAACUCUCCUGUGCAAGAAGAAAAUUUUAAGGUGGCUCACAUUAGUUCUUUCAUGCAAGCAUGAAGUUAAUCACUUUAUACUAACUGGCUUUUUGUGGUCUUAAUAUGUUUGCUGACAAUCACAAAUUAAUCUGAUUAGGCAAAAGACAAUAGCAAUUAAAUUGAAUCAGUGCAAACCUAUUUUUAAAAGGUAAAAUAUUAUAUUGAAUCUUUAUAUGGAGGAUUUAAAAGAUGUCACCUUGUGCCCCUUCCAUUCAAAAAGAGAGAGGGAUAUCAUGCAGUGACAAUUUUGGGACCGGCUGGCCAUGGAGAAAGGACUUCCAGAUCUUGCCAGCAAGGUAUGUGGAAAGUGUACAUUCCAUUGAUUUUCAGCUCCCUUACACUCCACUACAUUCCCCGAAAUUAAAAGUGGCACAAAAAACUAGGAAUUUCUUCCUUGCAAGAACUAGUUAAAGAAAAUGAAGCUAUGUAUGAACAAAAGCUGUAUGAGUGGCCUGUCAUUCAAGGAGGGAGCCCACCUCCACAUUGCCACAUGGAUCAGUGGCUGCCCCUCACCAUGAUCAUGAACAGUGGACUUGGAACUCGAGACUUCUGCCCCGAAUUAGACUUGUCAUGAGGCAACAUCCUUUAUAAGAGACAACAAGAUCUAGCAAAGGAAGCACUUAAAAAUGAACCAAAAUAUUGAAAUGGCCCUGCAUCUAAGGGGGAAAGAAAUGGUCAUUUCAGUGGCUGAGGUAUAUUCAGAACAGGGUAACCAUAUUGAUAAGAAAAAUAUAAACAAAUAAUUUAACAGCUUUAUUUUGGUUCAAUUAAAGCUACCACAAAAACUCAAUUGUAAUAAAAAAAAGGGUUGUGCAGAAGCACUGUUGGGUUUGUGCACAGAAUCUGUGGUUACUUUGAAUAACUUUUAAAAGAAGCAAGUAUUUUUUUAAGAAUUCUAAAAAGGUUUUCCUUAUUUUUCAUGUAGUUAUCCUGGGUUUGGUGGGGAUGGGGUUGGGUUACCAGAACAAAUGGCUGCUAAAUAUGCAACAUUAAAAAGGAAAAAGAAAAUAGGAUGACACCUAGUGAACCAGCACAGAUAAGAGGUCUUGGUUACCUGGGGGAAAAGGAUCAAAAACUAGAUGUAGGAUCCAGUAACUACAAGUUAACUUUUCUGGUGAAAAGGACCACACAGCACCGGGGGAGGGGGUGUCAAUAUUAUGUACAGAGAUCUCUAGUGUCUUCCUUUCUUUCAUGCGCUUUGACAUUGCUGUUUCCUUUCUAUGAGCAUCACUUUUUUUCUCCAGAAAACAAUGUGUCCAUUGGAGUGAUGUAUUAAAAAUAAUCAAGCAA
Molecule: messenger RNA, 10033 nt
Organism: Anolis carolinensis (green anole)
Lineage: Eukaryota; Metazoa; Chordata; Lepidosauria; Squamata; Anolidae
Gene: rbms3
Product: RNA binding motif single stranded interacting protein 3
Exons: 15
Coding region: 5907-7067 (386 amino acids)
Cellular component (GO): ribonucleoprotein complex; nucleus; cytoplasm
Molecular function (GO): mRNA binding
Source: RefSeq, a predicted model, not a curated record